UCAGCGAGGUGAAAAAUUGGAAAAUGAUGACUUUAAGGCGUCCACAUGGCGUCCAGGUGCGGGUUUCUCCGGUUCUCCCCCAGACGGUGGUGACAAAAUUCGAAAUUAAACUUUAAUGAAAGUUCGUUCGGCAGCGAACGAGCGCUCAUCGAUUCAAGUGCGGUGUCACACAUGUUCGGCAAGGCUUAAGCUCGCUCGGUAUCGGAUUCUCCAUAAAGUCGGUUCUUUAGGGGAAACAAUCCCGGAUCGAUCCGGGAGGGGGCAGUGCAAGCUUUACUAAGCAAGCGAUUUCACGUACACCGUAGACUUCACCGACCAUGUGCCCCAUUCCACGUCGACGAUUAAUGUUACCUUCGUGACCGGUGUAUAGGAGGCUCUUGCUUGCAACCGUCGCGAAGAUGCGCAGGGGAAGAAGCACUCACACACACACACACACAGGAGGUGUAAGGAAUGUGUGCGGGUUGAUUGAUUGUCGAUACAUGCAAAUAAUUUCCUUCCGUUUACCGACUCGGCGCACUGACGAUGACGAUGAUGAUGAAGGCCACCAAAAUCAUAGCUUAACGGCUGUUGAAGCCGGGAAGUUAGGGGGAAAAUCCGCAGCACAAAAGACACAUUGCCGUGGACUGUCGCGGAAGGGGCGGAAGUCCUAUCAAGACUUCCCCGGUCUGCACGUUCCCGUUAAAACAAGUCGCCGAUUUAGAGCGGGAUGGCUUAUCAACUUCCAACCAGCUUCCAAAUAUCUAUCCAUAACAGGACUGUUAUUGACCGCAACCAACAAAAAACACACACACAUCACCUCAAAUUAAUCGAUAGUGUUCCGAAACGCCGAUUAACGAUCCCGGUGCGGUACAGUAACACGGAAGCACAAUAAAAGAUCAAAGCAUGGUUUCGAACCGCACGUGGGCUGCGGCUUCCGGCCGUUCCUGUGAAGUGGCGUCAAUUAAGUAAAGAGAGCAACAAUUACAGAUGCGAAAUGGCUCCCGUUUUUCCACUACACAAUCGCCACGUGGCGUUCGAUAAGGAAUUACGCACCCGGACGAUGCAUAACGAACGCGUAACGUUUACGGAGAAUUUGCGCCAGUACUGUCUCAACACCACGAUCCAUGGGCUGAAGUACAUCGGGACGGUAUCGUUGACGUGGUGCGAAAGGGCGUACUUCUUUCUCACAUUCCUCGUGGUGACCGCCUGCUCGAUCUACUUCAUCUCGAAGGUGUACAUCAAGUGGCAAUCGUCGCCGAUCAUUAUAGGGCUCAAUCCGAUCGCGACACACAUCAAGAACAUUCCCUUUCCGGCGGUCACCAUCUGCAACAUGAAUCAGGUCCGCCGGGAAGUGGCCGAACGGAUCGAGGAACGCACGCUGGAGCAGACGGUGCUGCAGAGCAUCUGUUCCAUCGAUGGCGACUACAACGUGACACAGUACGAAGGGAAGUGGUCCGCAGUGAAGAAGUUAUUGCUGAGCUCAACACAACCCUGCUCGGGUAUGCUGAAAGCAUGCCGGUACGCCAAGCAACGGGAGAAAUGCUCUGAAAUCUUCCAAUCCGUCUUCACCGACGAAGGGCUCUGCUGUACAUUCAACACGCUCGACACGGUGCACAUGUUCCAGAAUGCUACCGCACCCAGCAUCUUCCCGGCGGAGGUCAGCAACGGCAGUGGACGCUUCCGGCCGAUUCUCUGGACACCGGAGCAGGGGUACGGUGAGCCGCCGACCAACACAACCUACCCGCGUGUCAUUGCCGGGACGGGCGUUACGAUGGGGCUGGCGAUGGUGCUCGAUGCGAACGUGAGCGAUUACUACUGCUCGUCCACCUCGUCCACUGGGUUCAAGAUCAUUUUCCACAGCCCCGCGGAAACACCGAAGAUUACGGACUACGCGCAGUACAUACCGGUCGGGUCGGAGAACCGGAUUAUCAUUACGCCCAAGAUUAACGAUGCGGCCGAUCAGAUCCGGAAGGUGGCACAGUCGCAGCGGCAGUGCGUUUUCGGCAGUGAAGCUAACCUGUCCUACUACAGCGUUUACUCGCGCAACAACUGUGAGCUGGAGUGUGAGGCCCGGCUAAUACUGGAGAACUGUGGCUGCGUUUUGUACUAUCUGCCCAAGCUGUGCGAGGAGACGAAAAUCUGUAGCCGGGCCAAUGCGCGUUGCUACGAACAGAUACGCAGUUCGAUCGCGUUCACCGCCAACACUAGCAUUGUGUGCACGUGUCUGCCGGGCUGUUUCGAGAUCAGCUACAUACCGGACGUGACGACGGCGGAGCUGCAGGUGGGCAAGUUCGGUAUACGGGAGAACCUGCUGGAUGAGGUGAAGGAUGAGGAGUACGCAAAGAAGAACCUCGCGCUGAUCUACAUCUUCGUGAAGGAUACCUACUAUCGCAGCUUUACCAAGGGCGAACUGGUCGGCUUUACGGAUUUCCUAUCAAACGUCGGCGGACUUCUCGGACUAUUCUUGGGCUUUUCGAUAAUUUCCCUCAUCGAGGUCAUCUACUUCGUGACGCUCCGUCCGUACUGUGCAAAGCGCAAGCAGCAGCGCACCAACGUAAAGGAUCGUAAUGUGGAGGUUGGCAAGCUAAAUGCCGCACGUAACGAUCUUCUUUGGUUUGGUUCGAAACCUCCCGUCACGACGGUUCAAUUCCUUGGCCGAUCGAACGAUCAUGGUUAUGCUGACGACAAUCACCUGCAGGCUGGACCGAAUGCAAUGGUAAAAGAGUAUGCCACUAAGCUUAAGCAUCUUGUUCACUCUCGACUGCAACAGGCUAGCGGAUGGGUGCGCAACACGUUCCGUUCGCGCAGAACGCAGCUGGGCAGGGGCUUCGGACAGGAACGAACCGGACCGCGGUCCUACCCGUUCUACGAUUGAGGCAAGCUUUUGGCUUUCAUUUAU
This is a messenger RNA of Anopheles stephensi (Asian malaria mosquito), 2878 nucleotides long. It is a transcript of the gene ppk12, whose product is annotated as pickpocket protein 28. Gene Ontology annotation, molecular function: ligand-gated sodium channel activity. Gene Ontology annotation, cellular component: membrane. Bases 974 to 2854 code for a protein of 626 amino acids. Gene Ontology annotation, biological process: sodium ion transmembrane transport. Lineage: Eukaryota; Metazoa; Arthropoda; Insecta; Diptera; Culicidae. The record is from RefSeq and is a predicted model, not a curated record. The transcript has 7 exons.